AUUAUUUUUGAGAAGCAGUGGUUCUAUCUGGAUAAUGCCAUUGGACAUGUUUAUGGGACUACAUUUGAAGUCACCAGUGGUGGAAACCUCCAGCCAAAGCAAGAGAUGGAAGAGACUACCACAGAAACAAAAGAAGCAGGUACAGAUAAUCGUAACAUAGUUGACGAUGGGAAGUCUCAAAAACUGACUCAUGAUGACAUAAAGGCUUUGAAGGACAAGGGUAUUAAAGGACAGGAAAUAGUUCAACAGUUAAUAGAGAACAGUACGACAUUCAGAGACAAAACAGAAUUUGCUCAAGAUAAAUACAUAAAGAAGAAGAAAAAAAAAUAUGAGGCAGUUAUUACAAUUGUGAAACCAUCCACUCGCAUUCUUUCAACAAUGUAUUAUGCAAGGGAACCUGGAAAAAUUAACCACUUACGGUAUGACACCCUAGCUCAGAUGCUGACAUUAGGAAACAUCCAUGCUGGCAACAAGAUGAUUGUGGUGGAAACAUGUGCUGGCCUUGUGCUGGGUGCAGUGAUGGAGCGAAUGGGGGGCUAUGGAUCCAUUAUUCAGAUGUAUCCAGGAGGAGGACCUGUUAGAGCUGCUACCAGUUGUUUUGGAUUUCCAAAACCUUUUUUUGAUAAUCUUCAUGAAUUUCCUCUCAGCAAAGUGCAUAGUCUCCUCUCUGGGACAUUUUCUACAGAGACUCUGCCUUCAGACCCUGAAGAUAACGCACUUGUGGAAGAAGAAAGCAAUGGAUUGACUGAUGAGAAACAGACUUCCCUACAGGAAACAGAAGAGGAACCUACUACUGAAGCAGCUAUGGAGAUCAACCAAACAGAAGAGCAAGAAACAAUGGACAUUAAUGCUGAAGAUGUAGAAUUUAAAGAGAACAAAGAAAAAAAAAAUAAAGAAAAUGUUCAGGAAAAGCAAAUAAAACAAUGGGAGAGAAGAAAAAAGCUAAUAGAAACUGCUGCUUUGUUGAGAGAGAAGAAUGCUGAUGGCUUAAUUGUAGCCAGCAAGUUUCAUCCCACACCCUUAUUACUUUCUUUAUUGGAAUUUGUUGCUCCUUCAAGGCCUUUUGUUGUCUACUGCCAGUACAAAGAGCCAUUGUUAGAAUGUUACACAAAGCUGAGAGAAAGAGGUGGUGUAGUUAACCUAAAGCUGUCUGAAACCUGGCUACGAAACUACCAGAUCUUACCAGAUCGAAGCCAUCCAAAACUGACAAUGAGUGGAGGUGGAGGGUACCUUCUCUCUGGCAUCACUGUUGUCUUGGAUCAGGGCAAAUCUGAUUCCAGUAAUUUAGAAGCACUGAAGAUGGACGAGCCUUCAUCUAAAAGAUGCAGAGUUCAAGACCUUCCUUGUUGACAUUUGAAGAAUAAAAUUGUUUUUUAGAUCUCAGGAGUCUUAAUGUUAGCAAAAUAACAAGUAUGCUUUCUGUGCUCUUGACCUGUCAUACAUCUGUCAGAAAAAGCAGCAGAACAGCAUGGGAGGGAGGAUUGACUCAGUCCU
Molecule: messenger RNA, 1494 nt
Organism: Acanthisitta chloris (rifleman)
Lineage: Eukaryota; Metazoa; Chordata; Aves; Passeriformes; Acanthisittidae
Gene: TRMT6
Product: tRNA methyltransferase 6 homolog (S. cerevisiae)
Exons: 10
Coding region: 106-1350 (414 amino acids)
Biological process (GO): tRNA methylation
Cellular component (GO): nucleus; tRNA (m1A) methyltransferase complex
Source: RefSeq, a predicted model, not a curated record